CCGCCCUCCUCCAGUCCCUCCCACCACCACCUCUGAUAAGGGGCCGAGCUGUGGCCUGCCGGGCUCCGGGCGUGCAGCAUGGGGCUUCUGGGGCGGCUGCACGGCCGCUGCUCCCUCCUGGGCCUCCUCCUCCUGCUGCCCUCGGCCACCCCCUUCUGGCUUCUGAACGUCCUCUUCCCCCCAAAUGCCACCCCCAAGGCUGCCCUCAACAACAACACGAGACCCGUGGUGCUGGUGCCUGGCUGCUUGGGGAACCAACUGGAGGCCAAGCUGGACAAGCCAGAUGUGGUCAACUGGCUGUGCUACCGGAAGACAGAGGACUUCUUCACCAUCUGGUUUGACUUCAACAUGUUCCUGCCCCUCGGGGUUGACUGUUGGAUUGACAACACUAGGGUGGUCUACAACAGGACCACAGGGCAAAUGUCCAAUGCCCCUGGCGUGCAGAUUCGGGUCCCAGGCUUUGGCAAAACCUACUCAGUGGAGUAUCUGGACCCAAAAAAACUGGCAGGCUAUAUGCACACACUAGUUCAAAAUCUCGUCAACAAUGGGUACGUGCGGGACGAGACAGUUCGGGCUGCGCCCUAUGAUUGGAGACUGGACCCCACCCAGCAGGAAGAAUACUUUAAGAACCUAGCGAGGCUGGUGGAGGAGAUGUACGCCAGCUACGGGAAGCCUGUUUUCCUCAUUGGACACAGCCUGGGCAACCUUCAUCUGCUCUACUUCCUUGUACAUCAGCCUCAGGCCUGGAAGGACCGCUUCAUUGAUGGCUUCAUUGCCCUGGGAGCUCCCUGGGCUGGCUCCAUCAAACCCAUGAAGGUCCUCACUUCUGGGGACAACCAGGGCAUCCCGAUCAUGUCCAACAUCAAGCUACGAGCGGGCCCGCGGAGGACCACCAGCUCCCCGUGGAUGUUCCCUUCCCGCCUCGCCUGGCCCGAGGACCACGUCUUCUUCUCCACGCCCACCAUCAACUACACCUUCCAGAACUUCCAGCGCUUUUUUGCAGACCUGCGCUUCGAAGACGGCUGGUACAUGUGGCUGCACACGCGCGACCUGUUUGCGGGGCUGCCCGCGCCCGGCGUGGAGGUCUACUGCCUCUACGGCGUGGGGCUGCCGACCCCCCACACCUACAUCUACGACGAGGGCUUCCCUUACAACGACCCCGUGUCCAUCCUCUACGAAGACGGGGACGACACGGUAGCCACGCGCAGCAUGGAGCUCUGUGCGCGCUGGCGCGAGCAGCAGCCCCAGCCGGUCCACGUUUUCCCCAUCCCCGGCUUGCAGCACCUCAACAUGGUCUUCAACAACCAGACGCUGGACUACAUCAACUCCAUCCUGUUGGGUGCCUAUCGAACAAGGGACCCCCACCCGGACCCUGCCCCUUCCGGGGAUCCCCCCUCGGCUUCGAUCCUGCGGGACACAGACACAGACACAGACAAGGUCACAGAUCACAUAUGAGGAGCCGGGGGCCGAAAGGGCGGGGGGCACCGCAUCCCUCCGAAGCUUGGCUCUGCCCCAGACUUUGGGUCUCCCCCCCACACCCUACCCCGUCACAGCCUCGCCUGGGGCUGAGGGGACAUGGACUCUUCUUUGAAGUCCAUCUCUGGAGUGACUAAGGAGGAAGGAGGGCCCGACUCUCUGGAAGUGGGAGGAGGAGAACAAUAAUAAACAUUUAUUAAGCAUGUAUUGUGUGCAGAGCACUGUGAUAGGUGAUGGGGGACGGGGAGAAACAUAAAGUUUAGAUAGGAAAGGAUUUUAGAUAGGAAAGGAUUUUAGAUAGGAAAGGAUCGCUGUGGCUUUUAUAGUCCCAGAAGAAGAUGAGACACAAAUGUACCGAUGAUACAAUAUUAUAUAAGUACAUUUGCAUAUGUAAAAAAGUGAUAUUUGGCUUCCACCUCUAUGACUUCACUAGAGUGCUAUAAAUGUUGUCAAUAAUACUCAA
This is a messenger RNA of Antechinus flavipes (yellow-footed antechinus), 1939 nucleotides long. It is a transcript of the gene LCAT, whose product is annotated as lecithin-cholesterol acyltransferase. NCBI's taxonomy places the organism in Eukaryota, Metazoa, Chordata, Mammalia, Dasyuromorphia, Dasyuridae. Gene Ontology annotation, molecular function: phosphatidylcholine-sterol O-acyltransferase activity. Bases 79 to 1455 code for a protein of 458 amino acids. Gene Ontology annotation, biological process: lipid metabolic process. The record is from RefSeq and is a predicted model, not a curated record. The transcript is spliced from 6 exons.